Messenger RNA from Rubroshorea leprosula, 651 nucleotides. Lineage: Eukaryota; Viridiplantae; Streptophyta; Magnoliopsida; Malvales; Dipterocarpaceae. The record is from the annotation of a GenBank genome assembly.
AAAAAUAGACCAAAAGGAUUCAAAUGUGCAGAGAGCCGGCUCUUAAAAGCUGUAGCCGGCUCUGGUGAAAUGGAAGUGCAGAGAGCCAGCUCUGGAAGCUGUAGCCGGCUCUACGGGCAAAAAUUUGAAGACAGUUGUUUGGCACGCGCGGAGAAAAGACGCAAAGCCGGCUCCAACUUUGUAGCCGGCUGUGAGGGUGCAUUUAAUGCACAACGAGCAUUUAAUGACCCCCAAUGGCUAGAAAUGGCUAUUUUCGAGCAAAGGGCUAUAAAUAUGGUUGGUAACAGAUCUGAAGAAGUUAAGAGAGUAUUGUAUUGAAUAUCUUUACCUACCUACAUGAGCUUUAACUUGAGUUUUUGAUCUUUGAGAGAUCUUUGUUUGUAAUCCUCUUCUUGUGCUAUUAGUGAGUGAUCUUGAGGGUGUGUUGAUUCCUUCAAGAGUGAUAUGUAGAGAGGAUCUUUGGGGUUUAAGUGUAAAGGGGUGAGAUUUGAGAGAAACACCCUUUUUCUUGUAAAGGAUUGAGUGGCUCCUUUAAGCCACCAUUGUUUUUGUUAGUGGAGAGUGUGGAGGAAAUCCUUGGUGAGUGAAGCCAAGGUAGAGGACUAGGCUCCAAGUGGUUGGACCGAACCUUUAUAAAAUCAUUGUGCAAGC